GCGAAAUCGGGUUUGGAGAGAGCGGACGUGACGUCUGAUUACAAAGGAGUUAAUGAGUGGUUUUGGAAUCCGUAUGCUCGGGUGGCCGCGGGAGAAAGCGGCAAGUAUAAUGAGAAGGGGCGAGCCGGAGUGUUCACAGUUGUGAGCUUUGAUCGUUUCUUCUGCACUCUCUCAUUUCUUUUUUUCAUUUUCUCUAUUCUUCCGCGCCUUCCAUUACGUGGAAUUGCUCUCCGCUUGCCACCAUUUUUCCCUUCCCACAAUUUUUUAGUUAUAAAAGGCCUCUUUCCAUUAAGGACUUCCCACAGCUUUUUAAUCGCUCUAAUCCAGGGAUUUGCUGUUGAAUUCAAUGUAAAAAGUCAGAAUUUGAGGCUGUUUUUUCUAGAUAUUCGCUAUUCUGGUGUAUUGAUUUUUUACCAUUGAGUCAAUGGGGAGGGUGAUAAAUGAUUCAGUGUCUCUGAGUUUGGAAUAAAUUUGAGAGAAGUUGUGGGUUUUGAUUGCGCCUCUUUGUGGGUUUUGUAUGAGCGAUCGAGGAGAAAGUGAUAAAAACUGUACAAUGUACGAAAUGGGUAGUGCGGGAGCUUCAUCUUCUUCGAAUUUGGAAUGUUUUUUGGCCUGCAUUACUCCACGCAUGCCUGCACAUUAUUUGCCCAAGAGACGGCUUCCGGAAUUUGGGUCAAACAAAUGGUUGCAACCUCAUUCAGAAGAAGGGUGCACAGAGUAUUUCAAUGCGGGAAACAUGUGGGACCUUUAUGAUGAGUGGAGUGCAUAUGGAGCAGGAGUGCCUAUAGUUUUGAACACUGGAGAAACUGUGGUUCAAUAUUAUGUGCCUUACCUCUCUGCGCUUCAAAUAUAUACUGCAAAUGACAUUAGAUCAUCUACAAACUUGAGGAAUGUGAGGGAUGAGAGUGAUGGGGACUUGGAGCUGAGGGAUUCAAUCAGUGAUUCGUGCAGUGAUAGUGAAAGUGGGAACUUGAGUGAAAGAUCCUCAAGUUUCAGAAGUGAAUCAUGCAAUUCCAGUGAAAGAUUAGGAUUGUGGGAUGCUGCCUCUGAAGAUUCUUCUGUUCUUGAUAAUGAUAGUAUGUGGCAUAUGCAUGAUCGACUUGGACACCUGUGUCUUGAAUAUUUUGAGCAAGCUGUACCUUAUGCAAGAGUCCCUCUAAUGGAGAAGGUAAAUCAGCUAGCCAGGGGAUUUCCAGAUUUAAUGUCAUUAAAAAGCACUGAUCUUUCUCCAGCAAGCUGGAUGUCUGUUGCAUGGUAUCCUAUUUAUCACAUACCGACAGGCCGGACUAUUAGGGAUCUAUCUGCCUGCUUUUUAACAUAUCACACUCUCUCUAUAUCCUUCCAAGAGAACGAGAUUGGAGAAGGGAAUGGAAGGAUGGAAUUGGGCAAAACUAAAGCUGAGGAUGGCAACUACAUUACUCUUCCGCCAUUUGGGCUUUCAACUUACAAAUUGCAAGGAAGCACCUGGACUUCUGCUGGUUGUGUUGACCAGCAGCGAAUUAUCUCUCUGUUAAGCUCUGCUGACUCUUGGUUGAAACAGCUAAGGGUUCGCCAUCCAGAUUUUGAGUUUUUCAACUCUCACAAUUUGUCAUUACAAGGGAAACUGUUGUUGACUUAGUUAACAAGCUAUAUUUUGGGAUCCCCAUACAAGUUUUGGAAAGAAGAAACAGAAAAUCAAAAGAGUGAUUAAUUGUUCCACUCUCCUUUUUUUUUCAAAUUAACAUGUUGAGGGUGUAGAGAAGAGAGAGGAGAAUUUGCAGGACACAGAUUGAGUGUUAGGUAAUAGUAACUUGUCUUCUGCAUAUUGCACUUGUGUAAUGGCUGAGCCACCUUGUCAUAAGAGAAAAAAAAUAGCCAGCCUGAGUAGAGUUGAAGUUGAUGUUUUUAUAAAUCUCAUGCCCAUGGAAACGAGUCUUAAAAAAUAUCGAUUUGGGUUGCUUUGGAUUCUCUGUAGUUACAGGAUUUCUGCACUGUUCCCUCUGUACAUCAUUGAAUCUUUGUCUUAAAGUGAAAAUACCAAAAUUUACCUCAUUACCAAGAUGAUGAGAUGUGA
This is a messenger RNA of Cryptomeria japonica (Japanese cedar), 2053 nucleotides long. RefSeq lists its product as uncharacterized. The record is from RefSeq and is a predicted model, not a curated record. Bases 518 to 1618 code for a protein of 366 amino acids. The transcript has 6 exons. NCBI's taxonomy places the organism in Eukaryota, Viridiplantae, Streptophyta, Pinopsida, Cupressales, Cupressaceae.